Messenger RNA from Electrophorus electricus (electric eel), 2427 nucleotides. RefSeq names its product sorting nexin-6. Gene Ontology annotation, molecular function: phosphatidylinositol binding. Lineage: Eukaryota; Metazoa; Chordata; Actinopteri; Gymnotiformes; Gymnotidae. The record is from RefSeq and is a predicted model, not a curated record.
AGAGAGGGUGUCUUCAACCAGCGAUUAUAUGUGAUGUGAGGCGAAUAAUCUUUCAGUCAGUAAACGGAGGAAUUUCCUGAAUGGUUCAUUUGUUAAGUUUCUCUUUUUUGAGUGAGAAUUUGUCACUACGUGUUGCACUAAAAAAAAAAAAAACUCUGGGACAUUUCAUAAAAUAAUGGAUGCAUCAAAUAAAGAGUCUGCACUAAAUGUGAAUGCCAGCAGCAUUAAGAUCUCUGAUGUCAGUCAGGAUGGAGAUAUGCUGACCUUUGCUAUCACAUCCCAGAAUUUGAGUGGCAGUGGUGGAGUGUGUGUUUUUAGGACAUACGAGGAUUUCAUCUGGCUUCAGCAGAGUCUCUUUUCUCAGGAAGACGUACCAGAACUCCAGGGAGUCAUAUUUCCUCCUCUACCAGACAAGCCAUUGCCUUCUCACUCACAUACACAGGCUAAAGUGCUGAAACAGCUUGGUUUCCUGUCUUUGGGAGAUAAAUGGCAGAUUUACUGUAAAGCUUUAGAGCUUUACCUGCAGCAGGUGGCAGCACAUACUCUUCUGAGCAAAAACAAAGAACUCUACAACUUCCUUAGCAGCUCUGAGUCACCUGGUAAGCAGCGUAGCAAAAAGGGCAUCUUUAACCGCCUCAGUCAAGUCAUGGAAGAGAUGAGGAAGGAAGGUCACAAGGAUGUAGAUGAAUUCUUUCAGAGUGAGAGAGACAAAACCACAAAUCUCUCUGUUCUCUUUAAAGUAGCCACAGAGAAAUUCCUCGAGGUUGUGCUGACAAAGCAAAAACUUGCUUUGGCAUGUGGGCAUUUCUCCACUUCAUUACAUCUUUGUGUUAACCAGGAAAAUGCAGAUGCUGUGGCCUUCUCCAAGAUUUGUCUGAAGCUCUCAGAUAUCAUUGAAACAAUGAAAAGAAACUUUGAGAAAGUAUCUGAUAAUGACAUGUCCACCCUGGGGUUGGGUCUGGAGCUGGAGUCUCGCUACCAGGAGGCAAAGAGGGAAAUGCUGUUCAGAAGAACUUGUAGACUAGUGGAACUGGACAAUGCCAAUAAGAAUGUAGACAGAGCUAAACCAAAUAAGAAAGCCCAUAUGGAAGAAGUUCAGAAAGCGACACAAAAAGAAUUCAACCUUAUCUCAUCUGUGGCUAAACAAGAGAUUGUGCAUUACCAUAGAACCCGUGUUCAAGUGUUGCGGGACUUUCUGAUUGACUGGUGUGAAAAACAGCUGAGUACAGCACAGGAAAGCUCCACCCUCUUCUCACAGUAUCUGGAAGCUUGUAAAGGGCUUGCUGUGUAAUGUAGGAGUUCUGUAAACAUGAAGUGUACAUCAACAAUAUAAUGUCAAUUAGGGUCAAAAGAGAAAACCCUUGCAGAUUUUAAGUUUUGAAGUAAAGCAUGAAUGAAAUAAUGUUGCAAUUUAAAGCCAAAUGGUUAAAAAUGAUCUUCACUACUUAUAUGUAAAUGUUUGACUUGAUCUCAAAAUAUUUUGGCCAUUUCUCUUGCUGUAGGAUUGCAAGUCACCAGCAAAGACAGCACUUGUAGUUGUUGCAAACUGAUAAUGUGUUUUAUAUUUAUAUUGUGCUUCAUAGUAUUACAUAAGAGUAAUAAGUAACACAGAAGUUAUGCACAUUGUUUAUAAUUACCAGUUACCCAAGUAGUUGUCAAUGAAAAACAACUGUGAUAUGAUAAACAUAAUUUAGCAUGAGUCCAAAAAGAUCUUAACAAUCACUAAUCUACCUUUACACAGUAACUGCUACGUUUUUUCAGUGUGCAAUUAUUUUGAAAGAAUGAGUAAAAUAUCAGAAUGAGCCUGAAAUAUCACUUACAAACUGUAUUAAAAAAAAAAAAGAUUUGGCUGUCAAUUACCCUCCAUUAUAGUGCUGCUCAGUUGCAAAUUGACAGAAUAGGACAAAACAAACUAAGACUCCUCCCAUUCUGGCUCUGAUAUUUUAUGGAGCCUGCACAAGCUCACCCCUAGUUGCUCCAAUCUAAGUAAUAACUGACUUUACUGCAUCUGUACUCAGUGCACUUUAUAAAAUGAAGCUUGUGCCAUCAUUCAUUCCUCUCAGCAGGAACGAUAAGUGAUGUUCUCUCUCUUUCUCUCUUUCACUUUAUUUCUAUAUAUAUGGCUAACAAAUAUACUGUGGCAUCCACCACUGAGGUGUAGUGAGUGGGCUUGUGGGUAAGUGGAGCAGAGCAUGGUGAGGACUCCCAGCAUGCUGUGUGUCUCUCCAGACUCUAUUUAGUUUAAAAUUUAAUAUUUAAUUAUGUUCUUUAUUGGUGAACUGUGUGUGUGUCCUGGUUAGUUUAAUCAUACUCUUUUAAAAAAUAAUUUUAGUAGUGUGCUAGUAGAGUUUACCACCUUUGUACUGUUUUUACUCUUUGAUUUUUGCCCCCAUUUUCUCCCAUUAACAAUUUCCAUUUUGUGUGUAA